Messenger RNA from Drosophila busckii, 2866 nucleotides. Its product is annotated as interference hedgehog. Gene Ontology annotation, molecular function: protein binding. NCBI's taxonomy places the organism in Eukaryota, Metazoa, Arthropoda, Insecta, Diptera, Drosophilidae. Bases 204 to 2579 code for a protein of 791 amino acids. Gene Ontology annotation, cellular component: axon; plasma membrane. Gene Ontology annotation, biological process: axon guidance; cell-cell adhesion. The transcript is spliced from 2 exons. The record is from RefSeq and is a predicted model, not a curated record.
UGUUAUUGUUUAUUUGUUUAAGAUGCUAAAGCUAAAUACAAGCGCAUGAUGCAAGACAAUAUUAAAAGUGCUAAGGCUUUGAUCAAAAUAAUGUGUGUGUAAGAAGAGGUUAAUAACAGCAGAAUAACGCAGCCGCAGCGCUGCGACUGCGCAAAAGCAAAAGCAACAAAAAGAGUAACGAAUAUUGGUUAAAAGCAGUCAAAAUGAGGCAGAUGAAAAUGCUGCUCCUGCUGCUGCUGCUGGCGUCGACGCUGACGUCAGUUUUGUGCGCAAUGCCUGGCGUGCGUAUACUGCGUGAUCCUGUAAGCCAAGUGGCAGAAAUAAAUGAUAAAGUGAGUCUUGAAUGUGAAACGAGCUUGCCACCGGAACGAUUCGAAUGGAGUUUUGCGGAAACUCGUCGCAAGAUUAAAUAUUUAAAGACAAAUAUAACAAAUGACAAUGUUCUGUCCACGUUGAGUCUGACAGUCAGUGAAUCAACACUUGGUGACUAUCGUUGUGUGGCCUGGUUUGGACCAUUGGCGGUGACUUCAACGACAGCGCAGGUGCAACUUACGAGGUUUAAAAGGUUGCACGACGCGGAGGAAUACUUGAGCUGGCGAGUGCCGGCAGGCAAUAGUAUAAGUUGGAGCUGUGCGCAUUUGUUGUUAGCAGAGCCAGCAGCAAACUGGCGUUUUUAUAAGGAUAACGUGGAAAUCAAGUAUGGACAAGAAGAGAUUCUAAUGCUAGAGGCAUUGCAGUUGGAGCAUAGUGGGAACUACAGCUGCUUGGCAGUGCAUCAAUCUACAGGAAAACAAUUGAGCUUGGCGAGCUUGCAACUUAAAGUAGUUCAACAACAAGCAGAGCCCCGGCAGCCUCCACAUUUGCUUCUAGGACAAAAAAUGCAACAAUUGGUAAACGUCAAAGUCGGACAAAGUGUGAAUUUAAGCUGCGAGGGUAUAGGCAAUCCCGCACCUAGAAUAACAUGGCGCCAUCUAGACGUACAGCAAUCGAAGCCACAACUAUAUAUAGCUGCAGUGCAGCCGGAGUUGGCGGGCAACUACAGUUGUGAGCUAAACAAUGGGAUUCGACCCGCCUUGGAACAUUUGUUGCAGCUGCAAGUGUUGGAGGCACCACGCAUAAUUGUGGGGCCACAAGCAAGUCUUACCAAUGAAGGCGCGGAUUUGCAGCUGCAGUGUCAGGCACAAGGCAAACCCACUCCUGAAAUAUAUUGGCUGCUCAAUGGCGAAAAGAGCGCUUAUGAUACGGCUGCCACACAGUUACCCAAUGGAGAUCUGUUGCUGCAGAGCGUGCAAAAGCGUCAUGCGGGCUAUGUGCAAUGCUUUGCCCGCAAUGCACUAGGCGAGACCAGGGCAGGCACUUUGCUGCAAGUUAAUCCCGAACAGAAGCAAGAGGAGGCGACCAGCAGCAGCAAGCCGCCGCCGCAUAAACCGCGACGCCGACAAAUGGUACCACCCUCUGCUCCCAAUGUUACACGUCUUUCAGAUGAGUCCGUGAUGCUGCGUUGGCUUGUGCCCAGCAAUGAUGGUCUACCCAUACAAUUUUUCAAGGUGCAGUAUCGACAGCUAGGUGAGCAUGCCAAGCGUCGUAGCUGGCAGACCACCAAUGAUAAUAUACCAUUUGGCAAACAGCAACGUUCGGAGGCACUGCAGCAUAACUUUACUACAUCUGUAACUGGACUACGCGCCAAUUGUAGUUAUCGCUUUCGUAUUAUGGCUGUGUAUUCCAACAAUGACAACAAGGAGAGCGCAACAUCUGGCAAAUUUUAUUUGCAGCGCGGCGAAUCCUUGAAACCUUUAGCUGUACCAGAGCUAGCGGAUAUCGAGGCUUAUGGUCAGUCGGCCGUGCUGCUGCAUUGGCGUCUAGCUGCCAUAUCGGAUGAGCAGCUUAUUUCGGGCUACUAUGCUUACUAUCGUCCGGCCAGUUCCGCGGGUGAAUAUCUCAAAAUCACCAUAGAUGGUUCCGCUGCGCGCAGUUUUCUCAUAAAUGCCUUGGAGCCCGGAACUGUUUAUGAAUUUAAGCUGCAAUCUUUUAGUCCCGAUGCCGCCUCGGAGUUUAGUGCUUUGAAGCAAGGACGCACGCAGCGUCCACAAGUAGCAUUCACAACAACGCCUGCUCCCUCAUCCACUGACAACUCUAAUUACAGCUCCAACGAUACCUUUCAGCUUAGUCCACUGCUCAGUAUUGGCAGCAUUGGUGGUGCUGCUGCUUUGCUGCUCUUACUUGCCAGCUUUUGUCUGUGUCGCUGUCGGCGUCGCACUCAACAGGACCAGGAGCAGCAGCAGCAUAAGACGCGUUUGGCUGAGUUGCGUGAGGAUUUCUUGCCGUUGAGCGGCAAUCAAAAAGCUCGCACACGUCACAUACACAUCACCUUGAACCCUUUGGAGCAACAAAAGCAGCAGCAACAACAACAAGAUGUAGAUAGUUUAAGCUAUAGUCCUUUGCGUCGCUCACAGCGCAAUAAUAAUAAUCUCCAAGCACCCGACAGUCCUGGCGCACGUGUUCUGCUUAAACGUUCACGUCUGUCCAGUCGAGGAUCUGAGAAUCUUUCCACAGGCAGCUUAAAUAGCAUUGGUGUUUAAAUAAUUUCGUGAUCUUUAGUCUAUUUUUAGACCCUGUACGAGCAUGUACAAAGGGUCUUAUUUUUUAUUAUGCGCUACCUCUGUUUUAAACUCUAUUUUUUAAAUUGCUUCAAAUGACGAAACUAUUUGUACUUAUGUACUAGAUUAAUUUACAACUAAGUACUUAAAUAAUUAUAACUGUAAGUCUUCCAUACUUAUACCCCACGCAAUAGAUUGUAAGUUUAAAUUCUGUACUGAUAGCUGACUAGUAUUUUUACAUAAAAAAGAAAGUGACAAUAAAAUUAAGU